AUGGGGGAAACACCAUCCGUUGGUAGACCUGUUAGCACUAAGCCAAUUAAAAGUAUGACACUUCAAGAAAGGAUUGCAACCCAACAAAUGAAGAUUAUUUUCCAGGGGUUAGCAGGACUUCAAGCACUUAAGACAAUUCCAAACAAACAAGCACUUCGAGAAACAACUACAGAGUCUGUUUAUACUACUGAUAUCAUUGUUAAUGGUAUUAAAGAAGACAUCGUUGUGGCGGGGAGUAAGGUAGAUUUACCACCACAUCAAGACUAUUAUCCAUCAAACCAAGGGAGGAAGUCUGAUUAUAACAUCUAUGUGAUACUUAUUGAUUGCACCACAAAUAAAUUCCAAGAAGGUGACAUCUUUCAUCUCGUACAAUAUUAUUACAGUUUUAUUCCCGCGACUGAAGACCCGGACGAUACGCACUUUGGGGAAUGGGAAAGGUACCAUUUUUUGGUGCAAAAUUUGGUCGCACUUGUCUUUUAUAACACUGACAAAAAAAAUAAUCGGUACUUCCCAGAAAUUGUGAACAAUUUUAAUGAGUCGUGUCUCACAUUUGCUAUUGGAGAUAUUGACAAAGAAAGCAUUUGUGAUGUCAUACAGAAGACAAUUGCCGCGAAAAGAAGUGGGUUUGCAGGAAGAAGUUUUGGAGGAUAA
Molecule: messenger RNA, 651 nt
Organism: Entamoeba invadens IP1
Lineage: Eukaryota; Evosea; Mastigamoebida; Endamoebidae
Exons: 1
Coding region: 1-651 (216 amino acids)
Source: RefSeq, a predicted model, not a curated record